Camellia sinensis is the source of this 2086-nucleotide messenger RNA. It is a transcript of the gene KCS1, whose product is annotated as 3-ketoacyl-CoA synthase 1. Lineage: Eukaryota; Viridiplantae; Streptophyta; Magnoliopsida; Ericales; Theaceae. Gene Ontology annotation, biological process: fatty acid biosynthetic process. The record is from RefSeq and is a predicted model, not a curated record. Gene Ontology annotation, molecular function: acyltransferase activity, transferring groups other than amino-acyl groups. Gene Ontology annotation, cellular component: membrane.
UCUCCUAACUCCCUCUCUUUAAAAUGCUCUCUUCUCCACCGCUAACCAAGCUAAGCUGCUCCAACAAGCGUGUUGUGCUUGCUUUCAAUUCCUUCAAUUGUUUUUUCUUGGAAGGUUAAUUAGCUCAUCCGCUUCUCAUAGACUGUCCUUUGUUUAGCUUCCCAUAGACUCUCCUUUGUUUAGGAACCCAAGCAAAACACACAAUUUCAACUCACAUCACAACUAUAAAAAGAUUUAGAAAGAGAAAGAUUGAGAGAGAGAGAGAGAGAAGAUGGGUAGCAUCGAUAUGGAUAAGGAGAGAUUGACGGCGGAGAUGGCAUUUAAGGACUCAUCGUCCGUUGUCAUCAAAAUCCAUCAACGAUUGCCGGACUUUUUACAGUCGGUGAAGCUGAAAUACGUGAAGUUGGGGUAUGGCUACUCAUGCAACUUCGCGACAGUUGUCAUGUUUGUUGUUGUCUUACCAUUGUUCAUUGCCACUCUGGUUCAGCUUUGCGGUCUAAGAUUGGACCGGAUUUCUGAAUUAUGGACUAACCAGACCGCUCUUCUGGACGUGACCGCCCUUAUCGGUUCAAUCGUCUUGCUCUUCCUCUUCGCCCUUUACUGGGCUACUCGGCCCAGACCCGUCUAUCUCGUGGACUUCGCUUGUUACAAACCCGAAGACCAACGCAAAAUGUCCGUGGAAUCCUUCUUGAGCAUGACUGAGGAGAAGCGGUCGUUCGAGGAAGAAAUGGUUCAGUUCCAGAGGCGAAUAUCUACCCGGUCCGGUCUGGGAGACGAGACUUAUCUACCUAGAGGGAUUACUUCCAGACCGCCCAAUCUGUGCAUGAAGGAGGCCCGGGCGGAGGCGGAGGCGGUGAUGUUCGGAGCAGUGGACUCGCUGUUCAGCAAAACGGGAGUGAAACCGGAGGACAUUGGGAUUCUGAUCGUGAAUUGCAGCUUGUUCUGUCCAACCCCGUCUCUGUCGACCAUGAUCGUGAACCAUUACAAGCUUAGAGCGGACAUAAACAGCUUUAAUUUGGGGGGAAUGGGUUGCAGUGCGGGUCUAAUAUCAAUCGACCUUGCGAAACAGCUCCUAAAAGCAAACCCAAACACAUACGCAGUGGUAGUGAGCACCGAAAACAUAACGCUGAAUUGGUACUUCGGAAAUGACCGGUCCAUGCUUCUGUGCAACUGCAUCUUCCGCAUGGGCGGAGCAGCCAUGCUUCUGUCCAACAAGGCUAAGGACAGGGUCCGGUCCAAGUACGAGCUUGUCCACACGGUUCGAACCCAUAAAGGUGCUGACGACAACAGCUACAACUGCGUGUACCAGAGAGAAGAUGAUAAGGGCACAGUGGGAGUUUCGCUAGCUCGCGAGCUAAUGGCGGUGGCGGGAGACGCUUUGAAGACCAACAUAACGACAUUGGGGCCUCUGGUGCUCCCGUUCUCGGAACAAUUGAUGUUUUUCCUUACUUUGGUGAAGAAAAAGUUGUUCAAAGUGAAGGUGAAACCUUAUAUACCUGAUUUUAAAUUGGCUUUUGAGCAUUUCUGCAUUCACGCAGGCGGUCGAGCGGUGCUUGAUGAGUUGCAAAAGAACUUGCACUUGACUGAGUGGCACAUGGAGCCCUCCAGGAUGACGUUGCACCGCUUCGGGAACACCUCCAGCAGCUCUUUAUGGUAUGAAUUGGCUUAUACCGAAGCCAAAGGCCGGGUUUCCAGAGGGGACCGGGUUUGGCAGAUUGCUUUUGGCUCCGGCUUCAAGUGUAACAGCGCUGUUUGGAAAGCCUUGAGGGAGAUUCCUGCUCCUGCUACUGCUACUCAGUUGAAAGCUAGCCCAUGGGGUGACUGCAUUCAUAGGUACCCGGUCAAACUUCCUCUAUCAUAGACACUCCAUAUGGAAUGGAAUAUCUCAGAUCAGUGCCUUUAUUAUUAUUAUUAUUAUUAUUAAUUGGUUCAAAGAUGAGAGAAGAAGAGAAGUCACGAUGGCCACUCACAGAGAUGGUUACCUCAUCUGUUUCAAAUUGUUUAUGGUGGUCCUUUAUGUAUGUAGUAUUUGUUUUUGUUUUUUUUAGCAAUGAGAAAGAAGAAUUGACAAAAUGAAAUUGAUGUA